Linum trigynum is the source of this 690-nucleotide messenger RNA. The record is from the annotation of a GenBank genome assembly. NCBI's taxonomy places the organism in Eukaryota, Viridiplantae, Streptophyta, Magnoliopsida, Malpighiales, Linaceae.
AUGGAAAAAUGGGGGGAUGAGGGAAGCCAGAACCCAGGACCAGGAAAUAUGGGAAUAAUGGGGAUGAGAGGCGUUCUCGCUGUCGUGCUGCUGGCGGUUUGUUUGAGCCCACAAGCGGUUUCGGGCAUCAGAUUUGUGAUUGACAGAGAAGAAUGCUUCUCUCAUGAUGUUAAGUACGAUGGAGACAAUGUCCAUGUAUCCUUUGUUGUGAUCAAGUCCGAUUCAUCUUGGCGUAACAACGCCGAGGGAAUUGAUCUUGUGAUCAAGGGGCCUAACGGUGAGCAGAUGCAUGAUUUUCGUGACAAAAUCAGCGAUAAGCACGAGUUUGUGGCUCGUCAAAAAGGAGUCUAUCGUUUUUGCUUCACAAAUAAGUCUCCCUACCAUGAGACGAUAGACUUUGAUAUUCAUGUAGCCCACUUCUCGUACUAUGAGGAGCAUGCAAAGGAUGAGCAUUUGAAGCCUCUGAUACAUGAGAUAUCGAGGUUGGAGGAUGCGCUGUACAACAUCCAAUUCGAGCAGCAUUGGCUGGAGGCACAGACUGAACGCCAAGCUUUAAUAAAUGAUGCAAUGGGGCGAAGGGCUGUUCAUAAGGCGUUUUUUGAGUCAGCCGCUCUCGUCGGAGUCAGUAUUCUUCAAGUUUACCUUCUCCGCCGCCUCUUUGAACGAAAGCUGGGCGUCUCUAGGGUCUAG